CUGAACUGGUCUAGAGGUUUGACCCACUCCGAGCCCAGAACGAGUUGUGCGAUUUUCGCCCAAAACGAAAGUAAGUUACGCCACACUCCACUCAGCUCCACUCCGCUCCAACCGGAACUCAAAAUGAACCCAGCACAAACCCAGCACAAACCCAGCACAAACCCAGCCCAAUGUGCACCGUAUAAAGCCAUGGGCUUAGAGUAACUGGCCGACCAUUCAAAUGGAGGCAAUUGCCACUUGGACACUGGCCCUGCUGCAGCUGCUGCAGCUGCUCGACUGGAGCACCGCCCUGGGUCGCUACUCCCUGGGGCAGGAGGAGCGCCCCCUGUGGAUACUCGAGGAUGGGCUGGCGAAGCGGCAGCGGGAGGAGCGCGAGGAGUCGGACUAUGCGACCACAACCAGAAGGCCGCCGCCCGUAGGAUGGCGACGAAAUGCACGCGAGCCGGGCUCCAUUACCUUUCUGGUGCGGCACGAGGAGCGUCCCGCUCCCGCUCCGGCUAGGGCUCCAGCUGGCAUGCUGCCACAGCGACGGUUCAUGAUGCCACCCCAUCGCCUGCAGCUGCCCCACCACUAUGUGCAGCAGCGCAGAACGAGCCCGGGCAGGAGCAGGAGCAAGAGCAGAAGCAGAAGCCACCGCAGGCUGAGCGGCAACCAGCGACGGCUGCAGCUGCCCGUCUUCGACAACGGGCCAGGGGACAAUGCCCUGGCCGGGUCGGAGCAGCCGAUCUUCGUCUACAAUGGCACCAGGGGCGAGAUGAUACUGAACACAGUGCUGAGCGGUCAGCGGUACCCCAUGCAGGAGCCGGUGCCCGGCCAGGUGCUCUACCCCCCCUCGACGCCCAUGUUCCGGCCCAAGCCAAUUGUCGAGCGCUUCCGAAUGCCCGGCCAACGGCAGCUGCUCAAUCUCACCCUCAUCCCGUUCUACGCCCACGAGGCCAUCACCACCAGCAGCACCACCACGGAGCUGCCGCCGACCACGCCCCUGCCGACACCCAUGCCGACGCCCUACGAGACGCAGCUGCCGCGCAGCGAAAGGAAGCGGAAGCGCAAGAAGGCCAAGCAGUACAGCGCCUUCCACUCGCCCCAGGAGGUGGUCCAGUGGCAGUCGGUGCUCCGUCGAUCCACCGGAGACAAUCACCACCGCCACAACUCGGGCACCGACGCAGAGCUGCAGCUGGAGGAGCCCCUGGAGCAGUCCCUGGAGCAGCCCCUGGAGGAGGAGCUGCAUGAGCAGGACUGGCUGACAGAGGAGGUGGCUGAUCCGUCCGAGGCUGUGGCAGAGGUUGAACUGCCGUUGCAGCAGAUCGAACAGCAGGAAACGUCGACUGCAACCAGCGUCAGACCCUUCCAGAUCGUGUAUUUCGACGAGAGUCUGGAACGACCCGAGGCCGAAGCGCUGGACAGCACCACCAGCUCCCCACCGCAGCAGCGGCUGAGCUCACGGUAUGCCCUGAAGCGGGAGUACUAUGCCUUUCCCGUCUACACGCUGGGCAAGCUGCUCCAGCCACAGGCACAGCCACAGGUCGAGUCCCAGUCGGAGGAGAUCGAUCGUUCGGCGAGGAGUUCCUCUGAGCAGCAUCCCAGCACUUGGUUCAUUCUGAAUUCGCGCUACAAGGGACCGCAUCACCGAUGGCCGGGAAAGGGCACAGGAGCGGGAACGGGUACGGGAGCGUACAACCAAACCAAGUACUACACAUCCAAGUACAUAGAGAAUGCAAUCAGACCACGAAGAUAGAGGCCCCCGUGCCAGCAGCUUCCUCUAAGAGUGUUUUAAGUGUAGCAAAUAAAGACUGUGACUCAAGGUGCAAGUGGAAGUGGAAGUGAUGUGGGGAAGACUUGGAAGGAGGAGGCGGAGUUCGGUUCGGAUCAAAGAUGGUUCGU
Molecule: messenger RNA, 1881 nt
Organism: Drosophila obscura
Lineage: Eukaryota; Metazoa; Arthropoda; Insecta; Diptera; Drosophilidae
Exons: 2
Coding region: 221-1735 (504 amino acids)
Source: RefSeq, a predicted model, not a curated record